CUGGUACUGGCAUGCAGUCAGGUAUAACCAGUAGGACAUGAUUCUUCAAUCUCCACCCAUUUCAUACCAGUUCAGUAAGCUGCUGUGAUUUUUUUGCUUUCAUAAAUUUAAGUCUGAUACCUGCGACCAACAUAACACAGAGCUGUCAAGAUGUCAUUUUUCCAAAAACUAUUUAAAGGAAUCAUCGAUGACAAGCCAAAAGACAAUUCGGGCAAAGAUUCUUCUAAAGGAAGCAGCACUCCUUACUAUGGUACCGUCCGACCUGAUCCGAACUUCAAUGCCAGCAGAGAUGCUGCUGCUUUACAGAAAGCCAUAGAAACCAAAGGUGUGGAUGAAAAUGCCAUUACAGAGAUAUUAGCUAGACGGACUAAUGCACAGAGACAGGAAAUCAAAGCAGCUUUUCAACAGGACACUGGAAAAGAUUUAGUAAAGGCCUUGAGUUCAGUGUUGAAGUCCAAUUACGAACAUGUGGCCCUGGCCCUACUCAUGACUCCAGCGCAGUACGAUGCCCAUGAACUCAGACACGCCAUGAAGGGUUUGGGAACCAAAGAAAAGGCGUUGAAUGAAAUUUUGGGGACAAGAUCGAACCAGGAAAUUGCGAAGUUGAAAACUGCCUUUAAAGAUGCUUAUGGAGAGGAACUGGAGCAUGAUAUUCGAGGUGACAUUUCUGGACAUUUCGAGACGGCUCUGCUUGCCUUGUGCAAGGGGACCAGAAAUGAAGAUCGUGACCUUGAUGAUGGACUUGCAAAAAGUGAGGCCAAGUCUCUGUAUGAAGCUGGCGAGAAAAAGCUUGGCACUGUGGAUUCCGUUUUCAUCCACAUUCUUACCUCCAGAGGUGAUGCCCAGUUGUGCAAAAUUUUCAAGCAGUAUGAGAAGCUUAGCUCUGAGGGGUUCGCUAAGGUACUGAUGCAUGAACUAAGUGGAGAUCUUGAAGAUUGCUUAUUAACCUUGGUGAAAGCAGCCUGGAACAAACCUGCCUACUUUGCUGAAAGGUUGCAUCUGGCCAUGAAGGGUUUAGGGGCCGACCAUAACACGCUGAUUCGGAUCGUAGUGAGCCGCUCUGAAGUGGACCUUCAGAAGAUUUUGCAGGAGUACAAAAGAAUGUAUGGGAAAACUCUUCAGCAGGACAUUCUUGCAGAAACCAAGGGGGAUUAUGAGAAAAUUCUACUGGUCCUCUGUGGAGACCAAAAAGUUUGAGCAUGUAUUUUCAGUGUUCACAAUAUUUUUGUGUACAGUGCACCAUACCUAAAAUAAAACUUAAUAUUAUAAUGAA
Silurus meridionalis is the source of this 1273-nucleotide messenger RNA. Its product is annotated as annexin A1-like. The record is from RefSeq and is a predicted model, not a curated record. NCBI's taxonomy places the organism in Eukaryota, Metazoa, Chordata, Actinopteri, Siluriformes, Siluridae. The transcript has 13 exons. Gene Ontology annotation, molecular function: cadherin binding involved in cell-cell adhesion; phospholipase A2 inhibitor activity; calcium ion binding. The coding region runs from base 151 to 1197 and encodes 348 amino acids. Gene Ontology annotation, cellular component: plasma membrane; cytoplasm. Gene Ontology annotation, biological process: response to interleukin-1; keratinocyte differentiation; insulin secretion.